Molecule: messenger RNA, 2823 nt
Organism: Clavispora lusitaniae ATCC 42720
Lineage: Eukaryota; Fungi; Ascomycota; Pichiomycetes; Serinales; Metschnikowiaceae
Product: cleavage polyadenylation factor subunit
Biological process (GO): mRNA 3'-end processing by stem-loop binding and cleavage
Cellular component (GO): mRNA cleavage and polyadenylation specificity factor complex
Molecular function (GO): RNA binding
Source: RefSeq, a predicted model, not a curated record
AUGUUCACGUUCACUUUAUUGACCCUGGGAGAGUCUGACCCCUCUUUCAAGGCGUCUCUAAUGAACUUUGAUAAUGAGAUACGAAUUCUUGCCGAUCCAGGUUGGAAUGGUGAAAACCCCGAUGACUGUCUUUUUAUGGAAAAGCAUUUGAGCGACGUUGACCUUUUACUUUUAUCGCAAUCCACUCCGGAAUUCAUUGGUGGGUAUAUACUUCUUUGUAUGAAGUUUCCAAGCUUGAUGUCAGCUAUCCCCGUUUAUACGACAGUCGCCAUAAGUCAACUAGGAAGAGUUUCGACUGUUGAGUUUUAUAGAUCCCGUGGGCACUUGGGACCAUUACAAUCUGCAUUCAUGGAGGUAAGCGACGUGGAUGAGUGGUUUGACAAGAUGACGCUGGUGAAGUAUUUCCAGAACAUGACAGCUCUCGAGAAUAGAAUUCUUCUUACAGCAUAUAAUUCCGGCCAUACUCUCGGUGGCUCGUUUUGGUUGAUUACCAAACGGCUAGAAAAAAUUAUUUACGCCCCAACAUGGAAUCACUCUAAAGACUCUUUUCUAAACAGCGCUAGUUUCCUUUCGCCAACCACAGGAAGUCCCAUUUCGUCGCUAGUUAGACCAAGUGCUAUCAUCACUAGUACUGAAUUGGGUUCGAAUAUGUCACACAAGAAAAGAAUGGAGAAGUUCCUACAAUUAGUGGAUGCCACGCUUGCAAAUGGAGGCGCUGUUCUUCUUCCCACCACUAUUUCUGGCCGGUUUCUAGAGCUUUUACGCAUCAUUGAUGAGCAUUUAGCAAAUUUGCAAGGAGCUGCUAUACCCGUUUACUUUUUGUCAUACUCUGGGACGAAAGUAUUAAGUUAUGCAGCAAACCUCCUUGACUGGAUGUCAUCUCAAUUGAUUAAAGAAUAUGAGGGUAUCGCUGCCGAAGAUAGAGCUUACAGUAGGGUUCCAUUUGAGCCAUCCAAGGUUGACCUUCUUCUGAAUCCACAAGAACUCAUUCAACUUCCGGGUCCAAAGAUUGUAUUCGCGUCCGGUAUAGAUUUUAAAGACGGAGACAUGUCUACUCAAGCAUUGCAGCUUCUAUGUCAAGAUGAGAAAACAACAAUCAUUCUAACUGAAAAAUCGUCUUUUGCAAGAGAUAAUACAUGUACAACCGACCUUUUUCAAGAAUGGUAUACUCUUGCAAGUGCGAAGAACAACGGAGUGGCUGAGGAUGGAGUUCCUGUUCCGUUAGAAAAGGCUAUUCCUCUUACAUCAUGGACUAGAGAAGAAGAGCUCAAAGAUGUAGAGCUCCAAAGGUUCAAAGAAAAGGUGGCGCAGGCUAGAAGACAGAAACUUCUUAAUAAAGUCAGGGACAAGAAGAACAAAAACAUUUUAAAUGCGGACUUGAAUUCUGAUGAUUCAUCUUCUGAUGAAGACGAAAUAUCAACUGAUGAGGAAGAGAAAGGAAUCGAAGCUAAUGUUAUCUCUUCCACGACAGCUAAUGGUCAAGCCGAUGCCACUUCCGUUCUUAAUUCGCAUGAGGUUUUCGUGACUGACUAUGUCACUGAGAACCUUGAAGCUAAUAAGCCCGUGGACACACGCGUAUCUUAUAAGCUAAAACCACGUCAAGCAAUGUUUCCUUUCUUUCCAUCCAGUAAGAAAAGAAAGCACGACGACUAUGGUGAGGUAAUCGACCCCAAAGACUUCCAAAGGUCUGACGAGAAUAGUGCAAAUAAUAAGCUCAUCAUUGAAAGUAAGAAAAACUUCGAGCUCAAUGAUAAGGGAAAGUGGGGUGAAGCUGAUUCUUAUGAGAGAGGAAGAAGGAACUUCAAGCGUGGCCGUGAUGGCCAGAAUAACAAUGCCAAUAAGUUGACUCCCCAAGAAAUCUUGAAUAACCAACUUCUCCAAAAAACACUUGACACUCUUUUCCGUCCUGUAAAGAGGGUGCCUAUUGGACCUGCGUCCGUAAUGGCCGCUCGCUCUGUCGAGUUGAAGGUGCGGUGCGGAUUAUCAUUUGUUGACCUUGCUGGCUUAGUCGACUUACGCUCAUUGAGCAUGAUUUUAUCAGCCUUACGCCCUCAAAAUUUAAUAAUGCUUCCGGAUGCUACCUACAAUCCACAAUUCAAGGAGGAAUUGGAUGGAUUGGUUCUUGUUAACAAUGCGUUCCACAAACAAUUAGAGAACCAUAAAAGCAAAGCCUUUUCAGAUUCCAUAAACACAAGCUCAAACUUUGAUUUACUCGCCUUGGCCAGAAGAGGGAUAAGCAAAGGCGUGUCUAGUGAGAUGGCAUUAUUUGUGGCAAAAGGAAACGAAACUCUACAGAUAGGUACAAAGGGCCACGGUACUUUGAGUGAAUUUGAGGUGAAGCUAGAUGAGCAGUUAGAUGCUUCUCUUGUAUGGCAGAAGAUUGAUGGUGGCUACAAAGUAUCUCAAAUCCAAGGUGAGUUGGAAAUUUAUCAACCAGAAGGGGUUCAAAAUGACUCUGUCGAUAAGAUCAUCAAUUCCGCUACUCAAUUUGUGUUGAAGCCCGUUCUGAAUCCAGUUUUUGAGCUGCUCAAGAACGCAAACACUGAAGAUUCUUUGCAGGGAUCUCGUGGAGAUUUUGGGCCUGCAUUGGCAAUUGGUGAUAUCAGGCUUACAGAAUUAAAAAAGAAAUUGUUGAGUCGUGAUUUGAACGCCGAGUUCAAAAGUGAAGGUACUUUGGUUGUCAACAACGCAAUUGCCAUUAAGAAGAUCUCUGUGGAUAACUAUCAAGGUGAUGAUACAGGGGACAUUGCCAUUGAAGGACAAAUUGGUCCUUUAUACUAUGAGGUUAAAAACUGCAUUAGAGAAAUGCUCGCGUAUGUAUAA